Molecule: messenger RNA, 2398 nt
Organism: Cucumis melo (muskmelon)
Lineage: Eukaryota; Viridiplantae; Streptophyta; Magnoliopsida; Cucurbitales; Cucurbitaceae
Product: pentatricopeptide repeat-containing protein At1g03540
Exons: 1
Coding region: 135-1982 (615 amino acids)
Biological process (GO): RNA modification
Molecular function (GO): protein binding; RNA binding
Source: RefSeq, a predicted model, not a curated record
UGCAAAGUUUUGAGGUGAAAAUCGUUACUAAGGUGAAGAAUGAAACGUAAGAUUUGGGGGUUGAGCCGCCAGCAACUACAAAAAAUCCGCUCCUUUUGUUUCCUUAAAGAAAACUGAAGACGGUUUCUCCUCGAAUGAUGCUCUUCUUCAAACGCCAUUGCACUAGUAGUUUCACCUCUCAAAAUUUCAAAUAUUCUACUCACCUGUCAAAUAAACUGUUUCAAAUUCUCCAAUUUUGCAAGUCCGGCCUACUCAACGAUGCGCUACACAUCUUAAACUCCGUUGAUUUGUACGAUUCUAGAAUUAACAAACCACUUCUCUACGCUUCUCUCUUACAAACCUGCACCAAGGUAGAUUCCUUCAGCAGUGGUUGUCAAUUUCAUGCCCAUGUUGUUAAAUCUGGACUUGAGACUGACCGCUUUGUUGGGAAUAGUUUGCUUUCUCUUUACUUUAAAUUGGGUUCAAAUUGUCUGCUGACUCGAAGAGUAUUUGAUGGUCUUUUUGUCAAAGAUGUGGUGUCUUGGGCAUCCAUGAUUACGGGGUAUGUUCGAGAAGGUAAAUCUGGAAUGGCGAUUGAGUUGUUUUGGGAUAUGUUGGAUUCGGGAAUUGAGCCGAAUGACUUUACUUUAUCUACUGUGAUCAAAGCGUGCUCGGAGAUUGGGAAUUUGGUUCUUGGUAAGUGCUUUCAUGGGGUUGUUGUAAGGCGUGGGUUUGAUUCAAAUCCUGUCAUUUUGAGUUCUUUGAUUGAUAUGUACGGGAGAAAUUAUCUGUCAAGUGAAGCACGCCAACUGUUUGAUGAAUUGCUUGAACCAGAUCCAGUAUGUUGGACAACAGUUAUUUCCGCGUUUACAAGGAAUGAUUUCUAUGAGGAAGCAUUGGGGUUCUUUUAUUUGAUGCAUAGAGCUUAUAGGUUGUCUCCUGAUAAUUAUACAUUUGGAAGUGUACUGACUGCCUGUGGUAAUUUGGGGAGGUUGAAGCAAGGUGAAGAGAUCCAUGCUAAGGUGAUUGCUUAUGGAUUUGGUGGGAAUGUAGUAGUUGAGAGUAGUCUGGUGGAUAUGUAUGGAAAAUGUGGAGCGGUUGAGAAGUCUCAACGCGUAUUUGAUAGAAUGUCGAACAGGAACUCGGUUUCGUGGUCUGCAUUGCUUGCAGUAUAUUGCCAAAAUGGUGACUUCGAAAAGGUUGUAAGUCUUUUCAGAGAGAUGAAGAAGGUCGACCUCUACAGUUUUGGGACAGUUUUACGUGCGUGUGCCGGGUUGGCAGCUGUUGCUCCAGGGAAGGAGGUUCACUGUCAGUAUAUAAGAAAGGGUGGAUGGAGAGAUGUCAUUGUAGAAUCAGCUCUAGUCGACUUGUAUGCAAAAUGUGGUUCCAUUGAUUUUGCAUAUAGAAUAUUUGAGCGUAUGCCAACAAGAAAUUUGAUCACGUGGAAUGCGAUGAUUCAUGGUUUUGCUCAGAAUGGAAGAAGUGAAAUUGCUAUUCAGAUCUUUGAAGCAAUGAUUAAGGAAGGGAUUAAGCCUGAUUGUAUCAGUUUUAUUGGUUUACUUUUUGCUUGUAGUCAUACAGGUUUGGUCGAUCAAGCGCGGCACUACUUUGAUCUAAUGACUGGGGAAUAUGGAAUUAAACCAGGAAUCGAGCAUUAUAACUGCAUGGUUGAUCUUCUAGGCCGUGCCGGGCUGCUAGAAGAAGCUGAGAAUUUGAUAGAAAAUGCAGAUUGUAGAAAUGAUUCAGCUCUUUGGCUGGUUCUUCUAGGAGCUUCCACUGCUACAUGGACAAACUCUGCUAUUGCAGAACGCAUUGCCAAGAAGUUGAUGGAGCUUGAGCCUCAAUGCUAUUUAAGUUAUGUUCACCUGGCUAAUUUUUAUAGAGCAGUAGGCCGAUGGGACGACGCCGUAAAGGUUAGAGAGUUGAUGAAAAACCGACAGCUGAAGAAGAUGCCAGGUCAGAGUUGGAUGCAAAGAGGCAAAGCAUCGAUGACAAGUUUAUGAGCCUCAUAUCGAACCUGAAUUCAAGACUGAUGAUGAGUUGACAUCGAUUAUUAAAACAUGAUCAUGUCUUUUUGCUCUUCCAAGAUGAAGAACAACAGCCAUGAGAAGCCACCGAAUAUAUGAAUGAUAUACCAACCUGCUUGUAAAGGUUAUAUAGAGAGAGUGGAUUUUCAGUUAAUUGGUCUGGAGAAAGAGAUAGACUUGCCGCCGGCAUUAACAUCAAGAGACAUGAACGUUUUAUUUUGAUUUUUUUUUCUUUUCCCCCCGGGGAAAACUAACUUAUUUAUUUGUUACAUGUGUUUCUUACCAAUUUUUAAAUCUCUCUGUUUCAACAGAAAUAAACGGUUGUGGAAUCAGCAACAAUCAGCAAGAGCACCAUCUUUGAACAAUUAGAAUGUCAGAUAUUCAAAUCUUCA